Eurytemora carolleeae is the source of this 3463-nucleotide messenger RNA. RefSeq lists its product as uncharacterized. Bases 506 to 3463 code for a protein of 985 amino acids. The record is from RefSeq and is a predicted model, not a curated record. Gene Ontology annotation, molecular function: NAD+ poly-ADP-ribosyltransferase activity. Lineage: Eukaryota; Metazoa; Arthropoda; Copepoda; Calanoida; Temoridae. The transcript has 13 exons.
UUGUACAUGGUUAUCUUUGGUCAUUUGGCCGCAGCGGCCGCCGUGCUCGGCCCCCUAGCCUGUCUGCUCGGCCCAGAAGUUGUCUUAAUCUAACCUGACCCGAAAUAAUAAUAAUAUGCAGACAAAAAUCGUUCUCUAGGACAUACAGAACCCAUGCAUUCGCUGUCCAAAGUUUACGUCUAAUAUCCGAUUUUUGUUUUCAAUUUCUUACUAUCGUUUACUAGUCUAAACGAAAUUUACUUCAACCAGAUAUUACAUAUUAAUAUAGAGAGUGAUAGGUUUUGUCAAGACUUUGACAACUUCCAGGCCAUUUUUGGACAUGAAGCUUAAAUGUUACACAUGUUUAAAGUUGCAAAUGUGGGCGCCCGGCCCCCUAGCAUGUCCAAGCCGCGCCACUCGGUCCCCCCAGUCUCUCCAAACGCAGCGCUCGGCCUCAUUGUGAACGCUAGGAAAGGCCUAAAUUAGAAUGUUUGGUUAGCUUAGACUAUCUUGCAAGGUCUACAGAAUGGAUCAGGUGCUGUUUCUGUUUGACCUGGACCAGGUUCUACCGGUUCAAGGAGAUCUAGUUCAGGAGGAGGACCAGGAGAUUAGGCUCAAUCUGAUAAAACAAACCUGUCUCCGGAUUCUCUUGGUCGGAGUAAACCGUCUCAACUUAGAUCAUAGAAACCUUCCUCACUUCGGGUUCAGGUUUUUUAGUUCUACUGACUUCUAUCCUACCCCGGAGCAGAUAUCUGGAAGUUUUGUUGAGUUGAACACGGAGAAUUGGGAGAACCUAGAAUCAGCUCUAGAAGAGAGAUUACGUAUCGUAGUGGAGAAUGCGAUUAAAGAAUCCACCCGGAAUAAAACUUACUUUUCUACUUAUAUGAAGUCUGAAGGACACAAGCGACCGAGUGAGAAAAUAAAAAUGUGCCUUGAGGAUGUGACUGCUUUGUUUGACUGGGACAGACCAACAUUACAAUCUCCAUGUAAAACGGCUGGGAAGGAAAAGGUUAAGCAAAGGAACACUGUGUUCCUGUUCAGUAAGAUUCCCAGGAACCUGGAGGAAAUGAAACUGUUCCUUCCUUCCUCCAUUAAUCAUAUCUCACAUAGGAACAAAGUUUCACAACUGUUCUCAAAGAAAGUUCGGUCUUUUUUCUGUGGUGAGUUGAGCAUAACUCUAAAUGUUGUGGAUACAUCCGAGUUUCACAAUCCUGCUCCAGUAGAUCAGGAGGUCAGGGGAAACAUUAUUAAAGUAUUCAAGGAGCUCGGAGGAUCCGUUAUACCCAUUCUCUCCUUGGCAGAAAGAGAUUUAGUCCCUGAAUCAGAAACUAGGAUUUUGAUUCCAUCAACUAACAAUCUCUGCAGUCUCCCUGUAUCCUCCGUACUUCUAUCUCACUCCAAGGAGUUUAAAGCCAAGGGAUUGGAGUCUUCUGUUUCCUCCGUCCCUCUUCGGUGUGGAGAAAACUCUGUUCCUUUUCACACAAAUAGUUCUGAUGCUGAUGAGCUUAAAAAUCUAGUCUGCCAAGGAUAUCUCCCAAGAUCUGUUCUUAAUAUCCAGUUUAGGGUUCAAUCAAGUUUUCAGGUUUGGGGAGAAAGUUCCGAGGCCCUCUCCAUCUUAAGAUAUCUACAUCGUACUGACCGGACAGGAAUAGUCAACUGUGAAAAUAAUCCUAAUAUGUUCAUCUUAAUUUGUGAGGACGAGACUAGCGGAGUUCUGCAGCUCCUUGAGAAAAGUGAUUCUAAUUUCUUGAGUUGUGUUCUUAGAAUGAGAAAAUAUAAACUUGAACCCAUCCUGCUGCCUGACAGUUGUAAGGACAUCCUAGAGAAUAUCUCCGAUGUUCCUGAACCUUCUCCAGUACCAUCAGAGAUUAGACAGGGUCGGUUCUGGGAUGCUAAUGCUAUAGAAAAAUGGAGAAUACCUAAUUCUGCGUGUUCUGGUUUGAUCCGACGAAUAAAAGAGCAGAAUGUUAGACGGAGACAUAACGAAACCUUCUCACUCAUGCAGAAGGUGCGUGAGAGCUAUGUUGCAAAAGAUCCUGUUCUUGUUUCCUCCAGCUUGACGAAGAAAGAUAGUGGAAUAUCUGAAGUAAACUCAGAGAGGUUCAGUUCUGACUCCAGGGGGAAGACUGAGCUGAAGAAACGUUUUUCCGAGUUAUCAACCGGUAGUUCUGCGAGUCAUAGUAGUAAAUCCUCUGGAGUUGGGUUGAAUUCUCGUCCUGUGGAGCUAAACAGAAAACUGUCCCGGGGUGCUUUUGUUCGGAACCUAGCUCAACAGUCGGAGGAGAGCAGGAGGAGUUUAACUCAAGAAGAGAAUACAUCAGAGAAAAUAUCCUCGGUAAUGAAUCCUACCUUAAAUCUUACAAGUGUUAGUUCAGGAAGAAUUAAGCUUGGAGAUCUCCGUCAGGAUGGAUAUGAGCAUCAAGUCAAUGCUGGAGAACCUGUUCAGGGUCCGUCAUCUAAAUAUGAAGAUACAAACUCAGCACGGAUAAUGGAAACCACAGCAACCCUUUUGAAUAAUAGAUUGAUCAGAGCUCAGAGAGAUGACGCGGAAAACGUAGAAAACCUGAUUCUUGAAUUGUGUGACAAUCCUGAACCUCCUCCAGACUGGAUACAACUGUAUAAUGCAGUGUCUCCACAGAAGAACAAUGUUGAAGAUUGUUUAGAUAAGGCUAGGGCUGCCGAUCCUAGGGAUAAACAGUCACCUAGUAGCAGUCCAGGUCCCUUAACUGAACCUGGAGUUAGUUUGCGGACAGGAGUAGCACAAGAAGAGGAGCUCAGCGUUAAUUUAGACGCAGAGCAACUAGAGAUUCCAAUGGUUGAAAAGUUCACCAAGGAGAAGGAGCAAAUAGCUCAAGUAUUGGUCCAACCUUUCAACGGACUUGAGGAACUAGAGGCAAGGUUUGAGACCAAAGUGGAUGAAAUAUUCUGUGAGAGCAGUGGAGAGGAUAAAGGUUCUCAGGAUGUUCAUUUUAACAUCGCAUCUGGCAUCUUUCAUCGUUUGUUCGGACACAAUUCUUACGCUGUAAGUAGUGUAACAAUGGUGCAGAACCCAGACCUGGAGGCAAGAUUCAAGCAGAAACAAAACUAUUUCCGUUUGUUAGGAAUCCCAUCUGAUCCUGUGUUUGGGUUUCAUGGAACCAAUGAAAGUAAUAUCGAUCCAAUAUUGAGGAACAACUUCAAGCUUGAAUCAGUGAAACGUGCUGCAUACGGAUUCGGUAUUUACUUUUCUGAAAUGCCGGAGGUAAGUGUCGACUAUGCGACUGGUUCCAAAUCAUUGAUCCUUUGUCAGAUUCUACUUGGUACUCCAGGGGUUAAUAGCAAGGAGGUUAAAGGUCUAAAGAGGGUAGGAAAGAAAACUUUAAAUGCACAAUCUACACGGUCCUGGGCCAUGAUCAUCGGAGAAACUAACGGAGUUCGUGAUGAGAGCAGCAUAGAUCAAAUCCUUCUUUCCUAUGUGAUUCAUUAUUGUCGGAAAAAUAAUUAA